This is a messenger RNA of Thrips palmi, 1760 nucleotides long. RefSeq lists its product as uncharacterized. The record is from RefSeq and is a predicted model, not a curated record. The coding region runs from base 231 to 1760 and encodes 509 amino acids. NCBI's taxonomy places the organism in Eukaryota, Metazoa, Arthropoda, Insecta, Thysanoptera, Thripidae. The transcript is spliced from 5 exons.
UUCAUCGACUGCAUACUGAACCCUUUUGCUAGUUAACUGUCUUUUUUUAGCUUCCCUUUGUGUCGUUCUUCUUACUUCCGUUCCAAUAAAACUUGAAGCGGAAAAAGAAGAAGAACAACAGAAGUAAGGAAAUCUGAGCAUGCGCAGACUGCGACCACGCCAUUGCGGAUGGCGUUUGGACUACUUAGUGUACUUAGUCCAAGGAUGGCGGGAGAAUAAUCUUUGUGGCGAUGGCGAUGGCAGUUGUGCUUUGUUUGGUGGGCCUGUGCCUCGCAGGCGACCUGGUACGGGCUGUGAGGCUUAUUGAAGAGAAUGGCUACCGAGGCAUGUCUCACUAUUAUCACCUGGGAGAUGGGUCUCACGCCUACCAUUUCAAUACUGAAACUUCGUCCUCAUUGUAUUUCCGAUGCGUCUUCUAUGACAAGUUGAAUUGUAGAGGCAGAGCGAUCAUGAGGUUUGGCGGUGCCUUUCGCCACUCUAACCCUCACAACCAUCCUCCAGAUCGGGACUUGGUCAGCAAAAGGCAUUUCCGGGAGAAUGUGCUUGACGAAUGCAGAGAUGCAAAGUACGUGUCUUAUCAGCAGAUACUCGACAAGGCGAGGAGUGAUCGGCGGUACCACCGAAGAGUCAGGUGUACAAUGACAAUGAGGCGUCUGAGAAAUGCCAUGUACAAAGCCCGAAUGGAUUCAUUUCCUCAGAUCCCUGACACCCUCUCUGAAGUGACGCAACUGCUUCUUCAAAGACGAUGGGCGAAAAUUUCAAGCACUGUCGAUGGAGAUGACAACCUUUAUGCUGGCUCAAUAACUGCUUUGGAUGGUAGCCACAAUGUUGUCUUCAUGUCCAGAAGGAUGCGAGAUUUCGCUGGAAGAAUAAGCAUUCUUCAGUCAGAUGGUACUUUCAGGGCCCGCCCAAUUGUGCCACCCACAAGUCAAGUGUUUGUUCUUGUCACUCCCUGGCAAAAUGCAGUAAUUCCCAUAGGAUGGGUCCUGAUGGAGAAGAGGACGUAUUCGGCUUAUAGAGCCGUAAUUCAUUUAUUGAAGCGGUUGUGUCCUGAUCUUCAACCUGGUGUAAUCGUUACUGACUGGGAGUGGCCACAACAACGAGCUUGGCAGGAAGCCUUUCCUAAUGCAAGGGUCCAAGGCUGUCUUUGGCAUCUAUGUCGAGCCUACGUCAGGAAAGUAGCGCAGUUGGGACUACUGAAGUUCAGGCAAUCAUUGCCUGACAUGUUUGAUAUAAUCAGGAAAGUGUGUGGAAUUGCCCUGUUACCAAGACGCUUCUUUUUAGUUGGGCUUGGCCUGUUGAGGGCUGAAGCUUUGCAAACUGAUGUGCUCAUUGCGUACUUAUUGCGGCCAUUUUUCACCUAUGUUGAAACCAAAUGGAUCACCAAUGGAAGACGAAGGUACUGGAUGAACCUGUAUAAUUCAAUGCACCGGACAAAUAAUUGUUGUGAAAGUCAUAACAAGCAAUUGAGAACAGCCGUUGGGGCCUACAGGCCCAACAUCUAUGCUUUCAUCGCAGCCCUAGCCCGACUGGAACACAAUGCUUAUCUCAAUGUGGACCUAAUGGACAUGGGAGGCGUAGCCCGGAGGUCUCGUAGAUGGCAGGCAGUGUUUGCAGACGCCCAGAUAAAAAAUUUGUGCAAUGAAUUUGACAAUGAUGUAUUUAGAAAUAGAAAUGUCACAGUUCAAAACUUCUUAAAUCAGGCUGCUGAUUUGUUUUAUUCUGCGUACAGAUAUCAUCUUGACAGAGCAGGCAGGUAG